GUCAAACAAGAGUCAGCGCGAAGAAGUAACAGCAUCUGAAUGCGGAUGUUCAGCAAUAAAACGUGAAUGACUGAACAUGAAUUAAGUUUGGGUGUAAUCGUUUUUUGUCGCGGGUGAUUUGGAUUGCGGUGUCGCAUUGAUCAGGGUUUAUAGGAGUGAAUCAAGAGUAAAUGAAAGAUGUCAGACAGCAGCAGCUCAGUCGGCCUGCUGUCAUAUGAAACACUGGUGCAUGCUGUGGCAGGUGCAAUUGGCAGUGUUACAGCAAUGAGUGUGUUUUAUCCUUUGGACACAGCCAGAAUCAGACUUCAGGUGGAUGAAAGCCGGAAGGCUAUGUCCACUCCCAUUAUUCUGGCUGAGAUAGCAAAGGAGGAGGGCAUAUUGUCUCUCUAUCGUGGCUGGUUUCCUGUCAUUUCUAGCCUGUGCUGCUCUAACUUUGUCUACUUCUACACAUUCAACACCCUGAAGAAGGUCAUGGUGUCUGACAGAUCCAGACCUGGCAAAGAUCUGCUCAUGGGCUUCAUAUCAGGAGCUGUUAACGUGCUCCUGACGACUCCCAUGUGGGUGGUCAACACGCGGCUGAAGCUUCAGGGGGCUAAGUUCCGGAAUGAGGACUUCCAUCAGACCCACUAUAAGGGCAUAUUUGAUGCCUUUUCCCAGAUAAUAGCUAGUGAGGGAGUGGGGACUCUGUGGAACGGGACUCUGCCGUCUCUCGUGCUGGUGUUCAACCCUGCAGUUCAGUUCAUGUUCUAUGAAGCUAUGAAAAGGAAAGCGGGACGUGGAGACAGGAAGAUAUCAUCACUCGAGAUUUUUCUUAUUGGUGCCAUCGCUAAAGCUAUUGCAACAUCUGCAACAUAUCCACUGCAGACGGUUCAGGCCAUACUGAGGUUUGGCCAGUAUAAAUCGGAUGGAAAAGGAGGCCUGCUGGGCAGCCUGAGGAACGUGGUGUAUUUACUAAUGGACCGAAUCAAGAGACAUGGACUGUUGGGUUUAUAUAAAGGUUUAGAGGCGAAGCUCCUGCAGACAGUGUUGACGGCGGCGCUCAUGUUUGUGGUCUAUGAGAAGAUAACUGCUGCCACAUUCAGACUCAUGGGUAUCCAGAAGAAACUCCAGCAUUGAGACAUUGAGCCAUGUCAACUACUGAGAGACUAAAUACUACCUCUCUAACACAAACCCUCAGGAGGAGCUCCAUAUAUCCCAUCAGUCACCACUCUACUAACAUGGGUUUAUGUAAUAUGACCUCGGCUUUACCAUGACAUAGGUCAGUAUAGUGACGUUUAUUGUUUGCCUAAAAACUGGAGCCAUGGAGGUGUUUUUGAAUUGUUCAUUUUUAAUAGCUGCCUUAAAAGCAUUCAUAUUUUCUUUAAUAUGUCUGAGUCUGAAUGUAAAACUUCUUAGUGCCAACAGGCAACAGUAGCUUUAAAGCAAAUAUAAUAUAAUGGCAAUUUUAACUCGAAGCAACUGAAGAUAAUAGUAUUGGAUGGUGUUUUUGAAAGGGCUUACCAGGCAGAACACAUUUUAACAUGAAGAAUGUUACGUCUGUCCUUUCUGAUUGGAUUGAGUUCAUUUAUCUAGCACAGUGGUUCUCAAACUUUUCAGAUCAAGUACCACCUUUAAUAACAUGAGUUGUUCCAAGUACCACCUAAUGACCGCCAUAGAAAAAUCACAUGAAUAAACAUUAAAAUGAAUAGUAGAGCUUUGAAUCUUUAUCUUUACACCUCGUCCUCCAAUUCUAAUGUAUUAUUAAUUAUACAAACACUUUUUUUCCCGGCUGUUUUCAAACUAAACAUGUUUUUUCCAUGUUUUUCAAGUUAGUCAGCAGCAAGGAUGGGCGAUAUUAUAUCGUUUGCGAUAUACCGGUAGAAAUUCCCCACACGAUAGGAAUUAGUCUUCCCGUGAUAUAAACGAUAAAUUCUAGUUGAUGACGUAUUUCUUUGUGAGACCCAUUCACAGCUCAUAUGUGAAGUGAAAACGGGUAUAGCGGAGGGCGGACGUGAAGCUGAGAAAGAGUUUGCACUAAAGCUCUAAAUCUCGUUUAGGUUGGCACUGUAGAUGCAUCCGAGUUCAUGUUUAGUUUCACUUUCGUUUUAUGUAAUUCGUUUGUUAAGUAUUCGUUGAUAGUCAUAAUACGUUACACCACAACAUUUAGUUUGGCUAAAAGUAUUUAUUUAAACAUUCGUUAGAUGUUAUGCAAAUUGUUUAAUAUGAUUUCUUGCCUGUUAUAUACAGGAUGAACGGAGCGUCCCGUGCGCAGCUCGCGCCCACAUGUGCUUUCAUAGCGACACAGCGUGCACAGCACUGCUGCCUGUUUACAUACAGUAAAAUGCGAGUUUGUAUUACAUUAUUUUAAAUACGUUUAUGAGCGUAUAAAAGCAUGGAUUAUUUAAUUAGAUUUCUUUUAUCUGCAUUUUUCUGUUCUCUUUCUGUAGCGCGAGUCAUAGACAGAUUCAGUGUAUGUUGCUGUGAGAAGAGAAGGUUCACACAGUUCAAGUGAGAGUGAUUGACAGCGUGAUGCGAUCGAUCGUUUCCACCCAACAAUAGAGUAUAUUAUACAGUUUUAGGUAUGACAUGAUGUGUUUAUUGAGCUUUAGUUCAUUUAACUUUUCUUUACUACAACCUUUUGAAGUCGAAUCUCACUAUUAUAUUUUAUAUUUACAAAAAUACUGUAGGUAUAUUUUAGGAGCUGUUUGAUUUGGGGUAAGUUUUACUUUUUGAUAAUAUUUGGUAUAUCGAAACAGAACAGGUUAUUUUACAUUUAAGAUACGUAUAACAAACAAAAUUAGCUGUAAAGAGAGGCUGAAUUCAUAUGUGAAGGAGGUGUUGUUAAAUUCCAGGACACACCCGCAUCCACAAUGUUAAUUUAAACAAGAAUGAACGAUACGCUCCCUGUUGUAACAACUACCCGUUGUAAAAAGAAAAGUGACAUCUAGUGGAUAGUAGUAGCAGCAAUAACAUUCACGUUAAUGAAUGUUCAAUGCUUGCAGAAAUAUGAAAGAAAAAAAUCGUUUCACAGCUUUUGAGAAUCAUUUUACCGCAUUUAAAAAAUACGAUUAAUGGAUUUUUUUGCCCAGCCCUAAGUGUACAGUAAACAGGGCUCAGUGAAUGACUUUUAUGGGCGAUUUAUUAACUUUGUGGGGACUUACAGAAAGACUACAAACCUUUAGCAAAGACAGACAAUGUAGAAAGGAUAUUUAACACAGAAGAUAAAUAUACGUAUACUUACAGUAAACGUCAAAAGAACAGCUUCAUAUAACAAACAGAGACUUUACUGCAGUGCCGCAUCAAAAAUAAAUCACAACACGCGUUUCAUUGAUUUAAAGUCACCAUGAAACGGAAGUUGCGAUUUACUUCUUUUCCGUAUCAUGACUUAAGUCCGAGUGAAACGGCUUCUGAAAUAUGAAAAAAUGUAGGGCGGGGCUUUAUUUUGCCUUUUCCUUUUUGAUUGGUUUGUUGUAAUAUGGGCCUGGAGGGGAGGGCUAAAAAUGCCUGGCCAUUGGACAGUGAGUAUAGUCCUACCUCUUUUUGGUUGCUUACGUCAUAUGGUGAAGAGUUGUUGUUGAGAGGGUGAGCGGAGUUUGAUUAAAAAUUACAAGAGCAAAUUAUUUUUUAAAAUAUAGUGGUGUGCACGGAUAAAACAUUUAUAAUAAUCACUGCAACACUGUCACUGUGUAAAACACUUAGAAUUUUCCUGUUUGAUUUCAUGGUGACUUUAACCUCGAGUAGAUGCAGAUGCCUGUUUGAAUUAGCGCUUUGCAGCAUUAACAACACCAACCGCUUUAAACAGCGCUUCAAGUGCAGAAAUACAUAAGAAGCUUAAUUUGCACGCAGCUCAUCGGAAGAGAGAGGCCGAUGCUGUGUCCGAAAUCGCCCACUAUACCCUCAUUCACGAUUCCCUACAUUAGUUCACUAAUAUAGUCUACUUUAAGGAGCGGGUGAAAACGAGUGAGUAAAUUCGGACACCCUGUGCACGCGAAAUGCUGCGGGCUAGGGAUGUGCCGAAUGAAGCUUCUGAAUCAAUGAGGCUUUUUAAAAAAAAUGUAUCGGUGCUUCGAAGCUUUUGACACAGUGCUCUACUUCGCCAUCUGGUGGUCAAUACAAAUUCCUACACCAACUGUGUCACUCAGAUAUUUUGUUAAUUGAAAUGUUAUUAUAAGUUUUAUUUGUAUAUUUAAUAUAUAAUUUAAUAAUAUAUAGAAUUAGAACUCAAAGUAACAAAGAAAAAUAAGCACAUCCAGUUCUUAAGUAACAUGAAUAAUAAUUUAAUAUAUAUGAAGACUUCCAAAAUUAGAUUUUUAAAAUUUCUGUUUAUCAAAAUUUUAACAAAUUGUUUUUUAUGGUGCAUUCCACUUAAUAUCAAUUAAACUGUAGUUGGUUUAAGCCAUAAUAACUCGAAAAAUGCGGCAAUCUAACACAAAAAAACAUGAUAAAAAAAGUUUGGAACCAA
Molecule: messenger RNA, 4441 nt
Organism: Triplophysa rosa
Lineage: Eukaryota; Metazoa; Chordata; Actinopteri; Cypriniformes; Nemacheilidae
Gene: slc25a17l
Product: solute carrier family 25 member 17-like
Exons: 9
Coding region: 178-1116 (312 amino acids)
Cellular component (GO): peroxisomal membrane
Molecular function (GO): AMP transmembrane transporter activity; ATP transmembrane transporter activity; ADP transmembrane transporter activity
Source: RefSeq, a predicted model, not a curated record